Aspergillus brunneoviolaceus CBS 621.78 is the source of this 797-nucleotide messenger RNA. RefSeq lists its product as uncharacterized. The transcript is spliced from 3 exons. Lineage: Eukaryota; Fungi; Ascomycota; Eurotiomycetes; Eurotiales; Aspergillaceae. The coding region runs from base 1 to 732 and encodes 243 amino acids. The record is from RefSeq and is a predicted model, not a curated record.
AUGCCCCCUACGGGUUACUGGACAGCUAAAGGCCGAGCCUUACGACGAUGGGCCUCAUCACCCCGAGGGAUCUUCAUCAUACUCUUCUCUUUGCAUUCCCUCGCUUGGUUAGGAGUUUACAUCUGGUUACUUGGCUACCCACCCCAAUCAAUGUGCCACCCCACCUGCGACGCCGACAACUCCCCCCGCCAGAAGUGGGUCGAGAUUGCCACCCAGGUCCUGUACGCUCACAACUAUCUCCCGGGCCUCGCGGUUGCAUUCUGUAGAUCUCCGGACAUGUACCUGUGGGGCCGCUGGCGACUGGGCGGCUCGCUCCGCACGCGCCAGAAAGCGUUCGCCACUCUCGCCUCGAUCCACGAUUUCUGGUUCAGGCUCGAUGACCAAGCCUCCUCCGUUGCCAGAGACUUGAAGGAAGGUGAAGCACUGGUACUAAGGGCAUCACCGACUCCGAUGUAUAAGCUGGAUCUAGUGGUCUGGAGCUAUAUUCUCGGUUCCGUCUUGAAUGUGGGCCUCGCGGUCUGCAUGUGGGCGCUGAAUCGAUCGACCCGACCCUACUGGCUCCCAGGCUGUUUGGCACUUCCCGCGGGGGUUGUGAUAACAACUGGGGGGGUGAUUAUUCGGUUAGAGCAGAGGCGAGCGCGUGUUCAUGCUUCAAGUCAUUGCAACACCAGCACCGAUGCUGAAAGCAUAGACAGUGAAACGACAUAUGUUGAACGCACGGACAGUGAAUAGACAGAUGUUGAAAGCACGGACGGUAAAAGUAUCAAUGCUAAGACUAGAAAUAAGAGACGACUGGC